AAAAUAUAACCUUAAUGUGUGACAUUCGUGUUUAGAAUUGAUUAAAUAACGUUUUUAGUUUUUAAAGAACAGCAAAAAAUGGAAGUAGAUACCGAAUCGCCAUCCACAAGUUUCGUGAAAGAUAAUUCACGUAACCAAACGAAAUUGCCGAAACUACAUUUCAACAAAGAGGACAAAAACACCGGCAACUGGUUUGCAAAAAACAAGAAAAAAGCCGAAAAUGAGCUUGAUCCGAAACACAUUGUCCAAAUUAACAAACAUCUGGUACGUGUAGAAUACCCCGGAGAAGUGAAGAACGUGGACCGAGCGAUCGAAACUUUGGGAGGAAUACAUGAUAUAGAAGAAAGCGUAGCCGAACAUGGUCGUAAACUACAGCUUAAUUUUCAUAACAGAAAUAAGUACAAUAAAGGUUGUUUCGGUGAAAAAGAUUUUAAACCGGGAAUUUUGAUUAAAGUGAAAAAACCAGCACCAGUUGAAGCACAGAGCGAUAACGCUAGUCAAGAAAAUAUUAAGUAUGAAUAUGAUAUCGAGGGAGUGUCUGUGAUAAAUUUCACCUUUAAUCGACUCUGUGACUUUCAAUAUUUGCCACUGGUUGCCAAAUAUCCUGAAACAAAAUCAUCCACAACUGAGAACAUCUAUGAAAAGAUUCUACCCUCUCAUUUGCCCAAUAUUGACUGGCUGGAAACUGACGGUGCCAAGAAUAUGGAUCAGUUUUUGCUACCUGUGAACUUCUCACACCAUGACAGCGCCCAAACCAAGCAACAUGUAGACAACAGUGAUAAAAAUGAACCAAAAUUAAACUUGAAAGGGGGGACAAAUCCUGUCAAGUUAAAUCCAAAGCAACAGAAAAAUGUUUGCAGGAUAUUUCGCAAGGCGAGGCAGCAGAUAUCAAUUUUUGUAGCUUUUAAGGAUAAGGAGAUACCUACAAAGCCCCUGGAGAGCGCUGUUAGGAUGUUGAAACACCGGAAUUUGGAGAAUGGUGUCUCCAAGAUCAAACAGCUGUUUGAAGAGAGACCAAUCUGGACCAAAGCCGCCAUCCGCCACAUCACCGGUCUCACAGAUGAACAUUCCAGAAUAAUUCUCCCCAUUGUUGCCUACUAUUUCACCAACGGUCCGUGGAGAAUCACCUGGGUCAAGUACGGCUACGAUCCCCGAAAAGACCCAAAAGCCCGCAUUUACCAAACCCUGGAUUACAGAAUAAGAACCGCAGAAAGCAGCAAACUAAAGGUCAGCGCGAAGAGGAGCUACGCCAGCAAAACCUCGAUAUUUCUAGCCCCCAAUCAAACAAAGAAAGUCUCUCUUAAGUACGACAUGUCCGCCAGACCGAAGAUGGAACUGGACGAACGCUACUACGUUUUGAGACCUCUGACGCUACCACCAGCUAGGCAGAUGUUCUAUCAGUUUUGUGACUUGCUGAUUCCGGAAAUCCAAGAUAUGAUUUCUAGGUUACCGGAGAGUAGUGGAGGUUUUUGCCAUGCGAAAAACGGAUUUCUCCCGGAUAACUUUAUUGAGCACUGUCGGCGUAUUGUGAAUGAUCACGUGCUAGAAGCGGUUCAAAAAGAGUUGCUUGAGGAUAAGAAAAUACUACAAGAGAAGGUUUCAAAAGAGACUGAGAGCAAAGAUAGUGGGUCUCACUUAGACUACUAUAACCAAAUGUUGAGCAACAUUAAAAAAGGUAUAUACAGGAAUGUAGGUUUUCAGUAUAGUAAAAUACCGAGGGAAAUCGACCCUGAACAAGACAUAGAACUGAUCAGUCUGUCCAGUGACGAAGAAAACGACGAAUACACAGUCGGUGAAAUCAUCCAGAGCUCAAUGCCAGAGCGGUUAGAUGUUGCGGAAGAAGAAGAGGAACAACAAUCCGACGUCAGCGAAUCUUCAGACGAAGCGGAAAUCGACAUGGAUGCAGUACAAGAGAUCAACGAGAUGAUAUCCCACUUGGGUGACAAAUUAUACUAAACAUUGCAGUGCUAGAUUUUUUUAUUUUAUAAAAUUUUAAUUGAGCCUA
Messenger RNA from Zophobas morio, 2005 nucleotides. It is a transcript of the gene l(2)37Cd, whose product is annotated as lethal (2) 37Cd. Gene Ontology annotation, molecular function: RNA polymerase III type 2 promoter sequence-specific DNA binding; RNA polymerase III type 1 promoter sequence-specific DNA binding. Gene Ontology annotation, biological process: transcription initiation at RNA polymerase III promoter. The record is from RefSeq and is a predicted model, not a curated record. NCBI's taxonomy places the organism in Eukaryota, Metazoa, Arthropoda, Insecta, Coleoptera, Tenebrionidae. Gene Ontology annotation, cellular component: transcription factor TFIIIC complex. Bases 79 to 1956 code for a protein of 625 amino acids. The transcript has 6 exons.